CUAUUUGUCGCAAGUUGGGCUACCGUAUAGAUGUCCUGUUGAAGCAUUAAUUGCUGAAAGAGCAACAGAUAAUAGAAAAGAGUCUCCAAUGUCAUCCAUAGUCGGAAUACUGCAAUCUGAAUCAUUACUAUUCGCUAACGCUGCUUCCCUAGUCUCAGAACACUGAAGCAAAUCAAAUCUUGUAACUCUAUACAAUUAUUUUAGGGAACGUCACUCGAGAGUUACUUCCCUUAAAGUAAUUCCAAGAUGGCGCCAAAACAGAAAAACGCACGCGACGAACUCAAACAAGAAGAUAUACUUCAAGCUGUUUUGCUUGCUGAUAGUUUUAAUUACAGAUUUUCUCCAAUUACAGAAGAAGUACCCCGGGUUUUGUUGCCAUUAGUAAAUAUACCAUUGAUUGAGUAUAGUCUUGAAUUUCUUGCUGCAGCAGGGAUUGAAGAAAUCUUUGUCUUUUGCAGUAGCCAUUUCAACCAAAUUGAUGAUUACCUACGAGAUGCAGGUUGGUAUAAGAAAUCUUCACUGACUGUGACUGUAGUCAUCUUGAAAGGCUGUUACUCUCUUGGGGAUGCAAUGCGAGAUAUUGACAAUCGAGCACUGAUUCGUAAUGAUUUUGUUUUGUUAUUUGGAGACACUGUUGCCAACUUGAAGCUGACAGAUAUUGUACAAAUUCACAAAAAAACUCGUGAAGCCAAUAAACUUGCUGUUAUGACAUUAAUAAUGAAAACUGCAAAGCCAGGACACCCAGCCCGCAGUCCUGAUGAUGACUUUGUUAUAUCUGUUGACAGUUCCACCCAAAGAGUACGACAUUACCAAAAGGUCAACAAUACCACUACAAUUUCAACUACUGCUAUCAGUAAGAAAAGACCUAAAGUGUCAAACAUCCACUACAAUUUAUUGGACUGCCAAAUUGCUGUCUGCUCCCAGUUUGUGCCACAGAUGUUCACAGAUGAUUUUGAUUACCAAACACGAGAUGACUUGAUCAAAGGAAUCCUUGUCAAUGAAGAGAUUACUGGAAACUCUAUACACAUCCACAUUGCCGAAGAAAGCUAUGCUGUCCGUGUAUCAAAUCUUCACAUGUAUGACACAGUCAGUCGAGAUAUUCUUCAGAGAUGGUGCUACCCAUUGGUACCUGACAUCCUUAUUCCUGCCAAAAACAAAGAUAAUUUUGUUUCCUAUGGCCGCUACAAUACUUACCAAUGUUCUGCUGUUACUCUGGAACGUGGUUGCAAGCUUAUACAAAAUGUUUUGGUUGGAAAAGGCACAACUAUUGAAAGUGGUUCUGUGAUUACAGAUUCUGUUAUUGGCAACAACUGUAAAAUUGGUAAAAAUGUGCAGAUUAACGGAGCAUAUCUAUGGGAUAAUAUCAUUGUUGGUGAUAACUGCUCGAUCAACAGCUCCAUUUUAUGUAGCAGUGUUGUUUUACUAAACAAUGUCAUUGUCAAGGAAGGAAGCAUUCUUUCAUGGAAUGUAAAAGUUGGGGAUCUUAAAUCUAUAAUUAUUGGACCCAGUAUCCGAUUGAUGUCUCGGCCAUUAUCUUCUGACUUUGCUGAUGAUGAGGUACAGAAUGAAGAAAUGCUAAAGAGUGACCCUGUGUAUGGAUCCGAAAGCAAAGCCUUCAAAUAUGAGGAUGAUGAAGAAGAGAAUGAUAGUGAUGAUGAAGAGGAAAAGCUGACUCAUGACAUAUGGGGUACUAAAAUCCCAAACCUUUGCAAAGAUAUUGAUACUUGUAGUUCAGUAAACAGUCUUAGUGAUGACCACAUGUCCGACUUCGAUGAACCUCCUCUUGAUGAUUUCAAAAUGUUUUACACUGAACUUAGAGAUACACUACUACGAGCUGAGGAAGAAAACAUCAGGCCUGAUAACCUUAUUCUUGAAAUAAAUUCUUUGAAACAUUCCUACAAUAUUGCCAUUAAAGAACUAAACCAAGCUGUCAUGAGAUUAACCAUUGAAAUGCCACUGACAUCACUCAGCAAUGCUAGUGCCAACCAGAUACUGGCUGCCAUUAAGAUUAAUCUAACAAAAUGGUUACCUUUAAUAAAAAAUUACAACCGAAGUGUCGAAUCUCAAACAGAUAGUCUUGAAGCCUUGAUGGAGUCUGCUGUUGAGAAUUCUCAGAUUGCUUAUAUCUUCCCAAAUAUCCUAAGUAUCCUUUACGACAAAGACGUCCUUGAUGAAGCUGCUAUUAUCCAAUGGCACAAAAAAGAACCAGCAUUAGAUCAAGCGAAUCAAAGAAACAUAUGGAAACGGGCAGAGAAAUACAUCAACUGGUUAGAGCAAGCUGAAGAAGAAGACGAUUCAGAAUAAAAUUAGAUUGCUUCAAAUGAUAAA
Messenger RNA from Octopus sinensis (East Asian common octopus), 2328 nucleotides. RefSeq names its product translation initiation factor eIF-2B subunit epsilon. Gene Ontology annotation, molecular function: translation initiation factor binding; translation initiation factor activity; guanyl-nucleotide exchange factor activity. The record is from RefSeq and is a predicted model, not a curated record. Gene Ontology annotation, cellular component: eukaryotic translation initiation factor 2B complex. The transcript has 16 exons. NCBI's taxonomy places the organism in Eukaryota, Metazoa, Mollusca, Cephalopoda, Octopoda, Octopodidae. The coding region runs from base 247 to 2304 and encodes 685 amino acids. Gene Ontology annotation, biological process: biosynthetic process.